This is a messenger RNA of Sciurus carolinensis (gray squirrel), 1965 nucleotides long. RefSeq names its product ras GTPase-activating protein-binding protein 1-like. Gene Ontology annotation, cellular component: cytosol; ribonucleoprotein complex. Gene Ontology annotation, molecular function: mRNA binding. Lineage: Eukaryota; Metazoa; Chordata; Mammalia; Rodentia; Sciuridae. The record is from RefSeq and is a predicted model, not a curated record.
UUGAAUUGACCAAAGCAAUCGUUAUGGAGAAGCCUAGUCCCCUGCUGGUCGGGCGGGAAUUUGUGAGACAGUAUUACACACUGCUGAACCAGGCCUCAGAUAUGCUGCAUAGAUUUUAUGGAAAGAACUCUUCCUAUGUCCAUGGGGGAUUGGAUUCAAAUGGAAAGCCAGCAGAUGCAGUCAAUGGGCAGAAAGAAAUUCACAGGAAAGUAAUGUCACAAAACUUCACCAACUGCCACACCAAGAUUCGCCAUGUUGAUGCUCAUGCUACUCUUAAUGACGGUGUGGUGGUCCAGGUGAUGGGGCUGUUAUCAAACAACAACCAGGCUUUGAGAAGAUUCAUGCAAACAUUUGUCCUUGCCUCUGAGGGCUCUGUUGCAAAUAAAUUCUAUGUUCAUAAUGAUAUCUUCAGAUACCAAGAUGAGGUCUUUGGUGGCUUUGUCACUGAGCCUCAGGAGGAAUCUGAGGAAGAAGUAGAGGAGCCUGAAGAAAGACAGCAGACACCUGAGGUGGUACCUGAUGAUUCUGGAAUGUUCUAUGAUCAGACUGUCAGCAAUGACUUGGAAGAACAUUUAGAGGAGCCUGUUGCUGAACCGGAGCCUGAUCCUGAACCAGAACCAGAGCAAGAACCUGUAUCUGAAAUCCAAGAGGAAAAGUCUGAGCCGGUAUUAGAAGAACCUGCUCCUGAGGAUGCUCAGAAGAGUUCUUCUCCAGCACCUACAGACAUAGCUCAGACAGUACAGGAAGACCUGAGGACAUUUUCUUGGGCAUCUGUGACCAGUAAGAACCUUCCUCCCAGUGGAGUUGUUCCUGUUACUGGGAUACCACCUCAGCCCCGUCCAGAGUCUAAGCCCGAAUCUCAGAUUUCACCCCAGAGGCCUCAGAGGGAUCAAAGAGUACGAGAACAACGAAUAAAUAUUCCUCCUCAGAGGGGACCCAGACCAAUUUGUGAGGCUGGUGAGCAAGGUGAUGUUGAGCCCGGAAGAAUUGUAAGACACCCUGAUAGUCACCAACUCUUCAAUGGCAACCUGCCUCAUGAAGUGGACAGAUCAGAACUUAAAGAUUUCUUUCAAAAUUAUGGGAAUGUGGUGGAGCUGCGCAUAAAUAGUGGUGGAAAAUUACCCAGUUUUGGCUUUGUUGUGUUUGAUGAUUCUGAGCCUGUUCAGAAGGUCCUUAGCAACAGGCCCAUCAUGUUCAGAGGUGAAGUCCGACUGAAUGUGGAAGAGAAGAAGACUCAGCUGCUUGGGAAAGGGGACCGUGGAGAUAACCACCUGCAAGGACCUGGGGGCCCUCGAGGUGGGCUGGGUGGUGGAAUGAGAGGCCCUCCCCAUGGAGGCAUGGUGCAGAAACCAGGAUUUGGAGUGGGAAGGGGGAUUGCUCCAAGGCAGUGAAUUGCUCUUCACUGAUCUUCAUGAAGCAUAAAAACCCCAGCUUCUGCAGAAUGGUGAAUUUCUUCAACCAGCCUUUGUUAUCUUGGAGUAUGAUGAUCCUAGUCUUAUAAACUGCUUAAGUUUGAACAAUUUUACUUCUUUUUGUGUUAAUGGUGUGUGCUCCCUCCCUUCUCCCUUCUCCUGGCCUUUUAGUCCUUCACUUCCAGUUUUGUGGAACGCUAUUUUAGGAGUAACGGAUUUUUAAAGAAGAAAAAAUGAAAAGACUGAAUUUCCUUGCUUACUUUGCAUAUACAGACUGGAAUUUUUUUUUUAAACAGCCAUUUUCCCAAAGGAAUGUAUCUUGCUUAUUACUGACAUUUGGUAUGUUUCAUUCAUUGGAAUAUUUCUUACUUAUUUUCUACGUGUUUCAAAGCCUGUGAGAAAGGCAGGAUUUGAUAAGCAUUUUGGAGGCAGGAAAUAUCCAAAUUGUUUAUUCUUUAAGAGUUGACUACCUUCUGAUGUGGAAAAAUUGCCAUUUGGAAAAUUUGACAUUCGAUUUUCCCUGAUGUGGUUAAAAACUGAAUAAAAGGUGUUA